Fusarium venenatum is the source of this 1338-nucleotide messenger RNA. RefSeq names its product Zinc/iron permease. The record is from RefSeq and is a predicted model, not a curated record. Gene Ontology annotation, molecular function: metal ion transmembrane transporter activity. Gene Ontology annotation, biological process: transmembrane transport; zinc ion transport. Gene Ontology annotation, cellular component: membrane. Lineage: Eukaryota; Fungi; Ascomycota; Sordariomycetes; Hypocreales; Nectriaceae.
AUGGGUGGGAUACUUCUCCUUUUAGGCUUAUGCCUAGUUAUGGCUCUGGCCUCGUUCCUCGCCGGAGCGCUACCAUUAUCCAUGUCACUUUCUCAAUCUCAACUCCGACUAUUAUCGAGUGUUGGCGUAGGAAUAUUAGUUGGCACCUCACUUAUAGUUAUUAUUCCUGAAGGAAUCGAAGCUGCGACUUCACCCGCAGAGGCUGCUCACAUGCAUCGAGUCAGAAGCUUGGUGCGCCGAAGCCCCUGGAACCACCCUAUUCUCGCACGCGGCCUUCCCGAAUCAAUUGCUACGAUUAGCACAGGUCCGAUUCAGAAACGCGACGAGGAAUUGGAUAUUGAAGCGACCAUUCGUCGGGCCAAGCAGUCAGCGACAGGAAAUACCCGAGUCGAACGUGCAGAUGUUCAUUCUACUGUCGAAGCCGCAGCCGAUGUUCCAGCUAUACCAACGGCCGCAGACGUCACAGAGGACAGCGCUUCAGAGAAUAAAGGGACCGAAAAGACAGAGACCGAAAAAGACGACGGACAUGGUCACGACGAAGAUCAUGAAGCGGAACACGACCACGAACAUGAAGGCGAGCACGAGAGCGAGCACGCGCAUGCGGUUCCUACAUUUGAGAUCGGAUUCUCCCUGAUUCUAGGAUUCCUACUGAUGUUUCUGAUUGAUCGACUACCUCGCCAUGCAACUGAGAGUCUCCAUUCUGCGCCACAGACACGCCAUAUCAGCCUUGACAACCUCAACGGCGAUUCCGCCUCAGUCGACGAGGAAGCGGAUGGGUUUUUGGGGUCCUUGACACCUAGUCCACGACGAGCGCGAAGUUUGGCAACGACUACCGGCUUGGUCAUCCAUGCCGCAGCCGACGGAAUCGCAAUGGGAGCUUCCUCGACGACUACAGACAUGAAGCUUGGCUUCAUCAUCUUUGCAGCCAUCAUGAUUCACAAAGCUCCUGCUGCUUUUGGACUUACCUCCCUUCUCCUCAAGCAGGGCCUAUCGAAACGAGCCGCUCGAGGACAUCUUAUUGUUUUUAGUCUGGCUGCUCCCGUUGGGGCGAUAACAACAUGGUCACUUAUCACACUGCUGGGUGGUGGUAAGGUUGAGAGUGAUCAUUGGUGGACGGGCAUGCUGCUUCUCUUUUCAGGUGGCACGUUCUUAUAUGUCGCUAUGCAUGCUAUGCAAGAAGACAGUGGUGGUCACCAACACGAUCAUGGCCUUAACGGCUAUGCGGAUGGCAGUGCCACUACUCAGAGGAAGCCUAAGGGCCCGCAGAUGCGUGAUACCUUGGCCACUGUGGGCGGCAUGCUGGUGCCGCUUCUUACUCAGUUUGGCCAUCACCAUUAA